This is a messenger RNA of Juglans regia (Persian walnut), 703 nucleotides long. RefSeq lists its product as uncharacterized. The transcript is spliced from 2 exons. NCBI's taxonomy places the organism in Eukaryota, Viridiplantae, Streptophyta, Magnoliopsida, Fagales, Juglandaceae. The record is from RefSeq and is a predicted model, not a curated record. Bases 26 to 481 code for a protein of 151 amino acids.
UUGCAGCAGUACUCUUCAAUCCAAUAUGGCCAUGAACACAGAUCAUGAUCACCACUAUCUUGAAGUAGUUGAUCAAGGUGACGAGCAUGAUAAUAAUGAUAUUCUCUAUGCAGAAAUCAGGAGACAGAUUUUGCUUUUGACAGCAGAUGAGGAUGAUGAAGAUUUUCAGAAAACCAGAAGGAGAAACUCCUCUGGUGUUGCCAAAGGAAGAAGCUCAAAAAACAGCUUGACUUCUGCUUGUAGUUACCCUGCUAUAUUACAACCUGGAAGCUAUUUCAACUGGUGGGAAAAUGAGGACACUAAUUCAGCACCUGCGUGGCUCCUGAACCUGUGGAAAAAUGGCAAUGGAACAGGAGUUUUCAUCCCUCAGAUUGUCAAAUCCAGAACUUAUUAUAAGCCAGGUCGGAUGAAUAGAAGAAUGUACAAGCGGGUCGAGAACAUGUAUCAUGAACAAAUCAAGAGUCGAAGAACCCAGAAAUAGACUACACCACAUCAUGGAAGAUGGAUGCAAGCCAAUAUGAUAGGAUGGAAAGUAAACAACUACAUAGGUUGAUCUAAAACAUAGAGUACUGCAGAUCAUGAAUACUGUAAUGUUGGAAAUAAAAUCAACUGCUGCAACAGUGGCAGCGCCUCUGGAAAAUUCUACCUCAUUAUUAAUCAAGACUGAUCUAUAGCAACAUGCAUGAUAAUGAAACGGAAUGGU